Messenger RNA from Macadamia integrifolia, 2908 nucleotides. RefSeq names its product TATA box-binding protein-associated factor RNA polymerase I subunit B. Gene Ontology annotation, biological process: nucleolar large rRNA transcription by RNA polymerase I; RNA polymerase I preinitiation complex assembly. Gene Ontology annotation, cellular component: RNA polymerase transcription factor SL1 complex; RNA polymerase I core factor complex. The transcript has 6 exons. Gene Ontology annotation, molecular function: RNA polymerase I core promoter sequence-specific DNA binding. NCBI's taxonomy places the organism in Eukaryota, Viridiplantae, Streptophyta, Magnoliopsida, Proteales, Proteaceae. Bases 66 to 2168 code for a protein of 700 amino acids. The record is from RefSeq and is a predicted model, not a curated record.
UCAAUUUCAUCUUCUUUUUUGAACAGGUAAAAACCGUUAUUCUACCAGACAGUAUCGGCCAAACUAUGGUGGAUGGACUGACGUGCCAUGCUUGUGGCAAUGUGGAGUUUGACAACUCUGAUGGCUUCUAUUACUGUCGAAGGUGUGGUUCACAAGCCGAUGACAUCAUGGAGACGGGUGUUGCUGAUGAGGACUUCAUGGAUGUGGGCAAUGCUCAUGGUGCCAUCUACUUGUCCAGUAAUCGUCGUCCCACACAGCGCCAACACCAGCACCAGCUCCAGCACCAGCACCACUCUGUUGUCAAGACCGAACCCUUCAAUAAUUUCCUACCAUCCUCACAUUCUCAGUCCCAGUCCCAGUCCCACUUCUGGAGAUCCCUCACCCAAACUGACAAUCACUACUCAAAUAAGUCCAUCAAGAGAGAGGAACCUGAUGUUGAGGAAUCGAAGCCUUCUGUGCCAUACGAUUUCGGUUCUACCCCGACUGAUUUGGCCCCAAGCCCUGAGCAGUACUGCUCUGAGAUUAGAAUCCGAUACGUCAUGGGCAUACAGCUCAUGAUUCAGUUCCAGUGUCAGGCUCUUGUUGAUCAUUUCAGUGUCAGUCCCUUGAUUUGUGGCUUGGCCGGAGUGAUUUGGAUGCGCUUAGUUGCUGCAUCACGGGUGUUCGAUGAUGGGUGGGCUGACAAAGUCAUCGAGGAUUCUGAGAUUUCUCAAAUAGAAGGUGAGUUAAAAGUUCGCAAGCCUCGUGCCAAGUAUAGUGCAGAACCCCAUAAUAUACAUGGGCAGAGAGCUGUGAUCCUUUGGUUUAGAUCUUUGAAAAGGACAAUCCCAAUAUCUUAUUCCCUUGCAGUUUCUUUUCUUGCUUGUCAUAUUGCGAGGGAGGCUAUCCUACCAACAGAUAUAUUUAAGUGGUCUCUUGAAGGGAAGCUUCCUUAUUUUUCUGCUUUUGUGGACAUUGAGAAAUGCAUUGGACAUCCUUCAUCGGCUUGCCCAUUAAGUUCAAGUUUUAUGUUCAGGCCUUUAAAAGCUGUUGGCAUACGCAGAUUAGAAUCACUGGCGGCCGCUGUUGCCCAGUCUAUUGGUCUACAACUUCCUCCUGUGAACUUCCAUGCAAUAACGAACCGCUAUCUGAAAGAGCUAUCCCUUCCAAUUGAAAAGAUUUUUCCACAUGUUUGUCGUAUUUACGAGUGGUUGAUGCCUCCUGAAUUAUGGUUGUCAGCAAAUCAGUUCAGGCUCCCAACUUAUGUUUGUGUAAUGUCGAUAUUAAUUGUGGCAAUAAGGAUUCUAUAUAAUGUUCAGGGCUUUGGGAUUUGGGAAAAAAGUUUAUCUGGUUCAAGUGUGUCUUCUUUUUCCUGCGAUCAGGUUAGAAGCUUUUCUGCAGUUCAGAAAUCUGAGUUGGACACAGAAGCACUUCUCCAUGGCCUUGAAGCAACAUAUGACAAUAUUUCUGACUCGUACGAGUACUCAAAAAAUCUGAAGGCAUAUCUCAAAUAUAGUAAGGAUAUUGUCUUUGCUGGGAUAGCACCAUCCUUUGAGGAUAAUGAGGAAGAGAAGAUAAUAGAACAGUUAUGGGAUUUUUAUGAGAAUCAAGAGGAUUCUGAAACAUUAGUUGGAUCAGCUGUUGGAUGCAAAAACGGUUUGAACCAGAAAAGAUCGAAAUGUGAUGAAGGCUCUAUUAAUGGCUUGUCUGCGGAAAACAAGAAACCCAGAGAUAAAGGAUGCAAUGACUGUACAUGCAUGCAUCAUAGUAAACAAGGAGAUGAUCAAGGAAAUCAAAGUCUGGAUGCUGAUAAUUGCUCUCUAAGUUCACAGGAACAAAAUUCAGUUUCUGGUGGUUGUACAUGUGCAGGAACUCCUAAGGAUAGAGCCCUUAGACGGAUGAAAGCAAACAUGGAGGAUAACAGGUUCUUAUACAUCCCCCCAAGGGUCAAUCUCAAAAGAUUUGACUAUCUUCAAUAUGUGAGGAAGAACGAUGCUGGUACUAGGACUUAUGUUGCACAUGCUGAUUACUACAUUCUGCUUCGUGCUUGUGCAAGGGUUGCCCAAGUUGAUAUUCGCUAUAUGCAUGUUGGGGUUUUGAUUCUUGAGAAGUCACUAGCACAGGUUGAAAACCGAAUUGAUCAAUGUUUGAAUUUAAGACCUCCAGAACUUGAUUCGCUGGGGUCUUGAUUCAUAUGUAUUUGUUCCAGACCAUCUUCUGGUUGUUUUUGGGGAAAGCAAUGAUUGCAAUCAGAUGUUCAGACUGUGAACCUACAGUUGGGCUGUUCAUGCUUCAGCUACAGUGUUCCAGUUGCUGUAUUUGUUGGCAAUCCUCAACUAGUGCUGGAAAUACUUAAAUGUUUUUGUGAAACUGGACGGUUUUCGGCCUAUCUUCCUCUUCUCGGGAAUGGAGCCAGCUAGUCUAUGACAAACUAGAGAGAACAAUUCCAGGUUGUAAGACUGAUGGAGAAAGUCCAAUCAGUUUCCAAGGGUGAGGCUGCUUGGGCCAUGAAUCAUUUUGUUAAUCAACUCAAUUCAUUCGCUCUUACUUAUUAUUCGAUGCAACUUUGCUUUUGCAUUUGCUUUCUUCUUUGAUUUUCCUUCUGUCUUUUGAAUCGGGUCCCUGCUGUGGGACAAAAGAGCUGAGGGAGAAACAACAUGAGGAAGAGAAGGCCUUAUAUUCCCAGACUUCAUCUACUUCAUAGCAGAGUCUGUUAUUAUUUUACUUAUUUAUUUAUUAUUUUUUUUGGGGGGGGGGUGUGGGGGGUUUUGUACAGUAAGCUAUGGACACCUUGGAGCAAAUUUUUUGAAGUGAGGACGACUUAUCAGAAAUGUCUAAUGUUCAGAUACUGGUUACAACUUCAAUUUUUUAUUUUUUAUUUUUAUUUUAAUUUAUUUAAUUUAUUAAAAUUUUUUUUUUGAGGAAAAAA